ACUGCGGGCGGAGCCGUUGAAUUUCUUGGCGACUCCCAGCGCCAUGGAGAUAGCGCUGCCCAAGGACCUGGCGCAGGACGUUGGCCUGGCCAAGAGGAGGCAGGGGGAGCUGUGCAGGCAGAAACGGAUCUUCGACGCCAGGAAGAGGAUCAUCGGGGGAGACCCAGAAGCCUGGGAUGUCCAGGUUCACGACCAGAAGAUAAAAGAAGCAACAGAAAAAGCUAGACAUGAAACCUUUGCUGCUGAAAUGAGGCAAAAUGACAAAAUCAUGUGCAUAUUGGAAAACCGGGAACGGAGAGAUAGGAAAAAUCUCUGUAGAGCUAUCAACGACUUCCAGCAGACCUUUCAGAAGCCAGAAACUCGCCGUGAAUUUGACUUGUCUGAUCCCCUAGUCCUUAAGAAAGAUCUCCCAGCCCGGCAGUCAGAUAAUGAUGUUCGGAAUUCAAUGUCAGGAAUGCAGAAAUUCAUGGGGGAGGAUUUAAACUUCCACCAGAGGAAGAGAUUCCAGCAGGAACAGAACAGAGAAUGGUCCUUGCAGCAGCAAAGAGAAUGGAAGAACGCCCGUGCCGACCACAAACUUGCAGAGGCCCUGCACACACAGACGCGGCUGCAGCUUGACCACACGGCGCGGCACCUGCAGACACUGGAGGGCUCCACCAGGAAGGCCGUGUGUGCGGCGGUAAAGGAGUUCAACAGGAACCAGGCUCUGGAGUCGGCAGCAAGGAGAAGGCGGGAGAAAAAACAAGAGCAAGAGGACAACCUGGUCGAAAUCUCCAGCCUGCUGCGCGGGGACCUGCUCUCAGAGAACCCCCAGCAGGCGGCCAGCUCCUUCGGGCCCCACCGCGUGGUCCCCGACCGCUGGAAGGGCAUGAGCCAAGAGCAGCUGGAGCAGACGCGCCUCGUUCAGAAGCAGCAAGUCCAGGAGAAGCUGAGGCUCCAAGAGGAGGAGCGCCAGCGCGACAUGGACUGGGACCGGCAGCGCAUCCAGAAGGCUCGGGCCAUGUUGCUGUUUGAGCGGCGGCAGCAGCGGCAGCUUCACGAGCUUCGGAGGGCCCUGGACAGCAGCAACCACAGCCUAGCCCAGGAGCAGCAUCUGCGGAAAAACUACAGGAAAGAAGUCUCUACAAAUGAUCCCACAGGAGAUUAUUUCUCACAAUUUAAUACCAGGAGUCGAUAAUGGAAAAGACACCCUCGUUCACCUCUGAAUGGUUUAUGUGUAAAAU
Molecule: messenger RNA, 1223 nt
Organism: Trichechus manatus latirostris (Florida manatee)
Lineage: Eukaryota; Metazoa; Chordata; Mammalia; Sirenia; Trichechidae
Gene: RIBC2
Product: RIB43A domain with coiled-coils 2
Exons: 8
Coding region: 44-1177 (377 amino acids)
Source: RefSeq, a predicted model, not a curated record